This is a messenger RNA of Ochotona princeps (American pika), 1147 nucleotides long. RefSeq names its product solute carrier family 51 subunit beta (gene SLC51B). Gene Ontology annotation, molecular function: protein heterodimerization activity; transmembrane transporter activity. Gene Ontology annotation, biological process: bile acid and bile salt transport. NCBI's taxonomy places the organism in Eukaryota, Metazoa, Chordata, Mammalia, Lagomorpha, Ochotonidae. The record is from RefSeq and is a predicted model, not a curated record. Gene Ontology annotation, cellular component: plasma membrane. Bases 305 to 973 code for a protein of 222 amino acids. The transcript has 4 exons.
UCAGCCUUGAUUUUCUUGCUCUGUGGUUAAAUAUUGAUAAUAAGGAGAAACUGAGGGUCAGAGAGGGCAUUCCUGCCUCCUACACAUACCUUGGCAGGGGAGUGGGGAGGCCCAUAUUGCCCAAGUGCUCUGUAAGUCCCUGUCCUGGAGCUGGCAGGAGGGGCUGGCACACAGGGACAGCAUUAGGCUCCUGGUUUCUGCAGAUUGUGAAAUCGGGUGACGCCUGCUUGCUCUCUGAGGUCUCUCAUUCAAGAGGUCAUUCACCCCAGUGAGGCAGAGAAGGUUGCCGGCCUGGGCGUGUACUAUGGGCAGAACCACUACAAGGACCUGGCUGCUACGGGUUGUGCUGGCACUGACCGCGGUGACAGCUACAUCUGCCCAGGACAGCUCAAGUGUACCUACUGUACUCCCGGGAAGAGGAGGAAGAGGAAGAGCCAGAAAUCAGUGCUGCUCCCCACAGCGGAUCAAGGCAAGCUGCAGCGGAUCUUCAGGGAUUGGCUGCCCAGGGACUGGGAGCUUGCAGGCCUGGAGGGUAGCUGAGUCAAGAAGCCAGAAAGGGGUCCCAAGCAGGAGGCAGGUCAUGGACCCCACCGAGGUGGCUCUGACAGCCCCACCUGGCACUGCAGUGCCCCAGGAGCUGCUGGCUGAAAUGCUUUGGUUUUUCCGCAUGGAAGACGCAAGCCCUUGGAAUUACUCCAUCCUCGCUCUGACAGUGGUGGUGGUGGGGCUAAGCAUAUUCCUCCUCAUAAGAAACAUCCAGGGCAACAGGAACCGAAAGAUGCAGCAGCUGGAAAAAGCAGUUCCGGAAGCCCUAUACUUAAAAGAGGUCAGAUCUAAAGAGGGCAAGAACCAGAACAACCUUAGAGAGUCUCUGCUCUCAGAAAAGCUCAACUGGGCCUCAGGGGAAAUGGAGUUCAAAGACAGCACUGAACCACCAAUCUUUCUUCGAGACCCAGCGGAAACAGCCAGCUGAGGGGCAUACAGAGAACAUCCGGGUCCCAAUCAGGAGUGAGUUCAACUUGGCGGCUCCUAACUCCCCAGGCCUUACAGCCUUCCCAAGCACCCAAGUGCUUCUGUGAACAGCCUGGAAUUAACACAAAAUUCUGUUAUUUAAAAAAAAUCUUUUAUUAAAAUGUUUCUGGCAGUG